AUGUCACUUCGCAGCAUUUACAACAGGGUCCCCAGCAUCAACACCCAGGCCCUCUUCGAAAACACCCUUUUCGACACCCGGGUCGCAGAAUGGAAUAGCCACGGCAAAGCCCAGAUUCGACAGGGCCUCCGCGCAGAAAUCAGCAAGAUGUUCGAUAAGGUCUACUUCUCCAUAACGCCCACCAUAGACCCCACCACUGCGCAGGAACUGGGGAUCCAGUGCGAGAAGCUGGACCUGGUUACGUAUGGAGGCGAGCGGCGUCACGGAAACUUCUUCAAGUCCCGGCCCUCAGCCUGGCUGGCUCUUCAUCCUGUUGACCCUGAGGACCGGAACACGGCUAAGCAGAUUAUGUCUAUUGAGAAAGAAUGGCAAACCCGUACGAAUAAUGUCGGCGGGAACUAUGCGGAGGCGGAGAUGGUUUCUGCGGCGCUGAGCUAUGAAUUCAGACUCUACGAACGGAUUACCCCGUUUGAGGGUGUGGUAGCUACAAGUGGGACGCGAGGCCGUUCGGAUUCGUAUACCCUGGAGGAGAUAUCUGGGUGGGUGAGCCUUAAAAAGAGCACACACCUGAACAAGGGAAAAUACAUGCAACCAACACCUCUACCAAAACCAAAAUCGCGGGACGAGCCCCCUCCCGAUUUAAGGGCCAAUAUCAACCGGGCCGCGUUCGAGUGGACGAGGCUUGCGGAAGCAUGGAUGCGCGACGAUUCAAGGCCUCAUCGUAUCUUCCUGCUAGAACACGCUAGCCGCCCAGAGGAAGACCUCCUGCGCUCAGAGGUCUUGACUAUACUCGGUAUGAUCCGGGAGAGACUUGCUGGGCAUACACUGCGGGAACAUAAAAUUGCGCCGGUAAUGGUAAUAUCCUGUAUGAACGGGUUCACCGCUCGGAUUACCGAGGGGCACUAUAGUGAGGGGAAGUUGAUACUCUAUAAAAGUCCUCUUUAUUAUUUUGACACAGACGGAUAUCGAGACGCGAAUGUUGAGCUUUUCCUGCUAUAUCUUGCAAGUGAGCCUGUUGGCGAUACCACUGCUUAA
Molecule: messenger RNA, 1035 nt
Organism: Aspergillus versicolor CBS 583.65
Lineage: Eukaryota; Fungi; Ascomycota; Eurotiomycetes; Eurotiales; Aspergillaceae
Exons: 3
Coding region: 1-1035 (344 amino acids)
Source: RefSeq, a predicted model, not a curated record